UUCCUCCGCACCGCACCGCCGCUGUCCAAGAGUACCACCGCACGGCGCCGCCCAUCUCUCGCGCGCGCACUGCAGGCCAAGGGGCAAGGGCAAUGGCCGACGGCGGCGGGCUGGAGGAGCAGGCUGCGGCGGCGGCGGAGGCGGCGCGGGAGCUGCGGGAGGCGGCGGCGGGGAUGGCCGCGCGCAGGGCCGCCGAGGAGGACGCGCUGCGGAGGCGCGCGGCGGCGCUGGACGGGGACGUGCGCAGGCUCCAGGGCUCGCUCGCCAGCCUCGACCCCGCCACGCUCGACAAGGUCGAGGAAGAUCUGGAGCGUGCCAGGGCAGCAAUCUUAGAUGGUGAUGUGGCCGGAUUGCUCCCAAGCAAGGGAAGCGGGAAGUUCCUUAAGAAGUUUCUUGGCCCUGUGAAUGUGAGGGUGGCAAGGAAGGAAGAUAAGCUCAAAGUGAAGGAUGAGUACAAUAAUUAUAGGGAUAGGGCCGCUUAUAUUUUUCUGUUGUUUCCAUCCACUCUCCUCCUACUGAGAUGGUGGGUGUGGGAUGGAUGCCUUCCAGCAUUGGCAGUUCAGGUUUACCAGGCUUGGCUAUUAUUCCUCUACACAAGUUUUGCUUUGCGGGAGAAUGUGUUGCUUGUAAAUGGAAGUGAUAUUCGUCCUUGGUGGAUAUACCACCACUAUUUAGCAAUGCUGAUGGCUCUUGUUAGCCUAACAUGGGAGAUAAAGGGACAGCCUGAUUGUUCGAGCAAGCAGAGGGGGGUUCAACUUUUCCUGCGCUGGGCAAUCAUGCAAGGAAUCGCAAUGCAUCUACAGAAUAGGUACCAGCGUCAAAGAUUACGCACCCGGAUAGCUCUAGGAAAGGCUAAAAGGAUGGAUGUUGUUGCUGGAGAAACAGCUGGUGUGGAAGGGCAGCUCUUGCUGCUAUAUCCUGUCCUUUUUGUAUUACAGGGUUUUGAAGCAUAUGUUGGAGUACUGCUUCUUCAGACGGCUUGGCAUGGGCUCACCUCCGAAUGGCAGGUUGUAGUAUGUGGGAUCUUGCUGGUGGUAAUGGCAGUUGGUAACUUUGUCAACACGGUAGAGACUUUGGCCUUAAAACUGAGGUUCAAAGCAAAGAUGAAGAGAACAAGGAACAGGCCAGACCAGAGCCAGGGCCAGGGCGGUCCAAAUCGCCCACAUCAAAAUUGAGAAAGCGUCACUGUCCGGGAUGGUCACCCCAUGCCUGGAAACAACAAUGCUGACACGGUCUCUUCUGUAAAUCCUUUAAUCAGUAAUACUACCAUUUUUUGAUUGGUCGUGACUUUCUGUUGUUAGUAGAAUUGGUCCCCAUUUAACACUGAAGUUGUACUGUGUUAAUGCAUGAUACAAUAAUCGCGUUUUUCCUCGGACAAAAUCCAAGUUGAUGUAAUCAAUAUAUUGACUGUUGCUUGCCCAAACCUUUUGACCAAGAUAAUGAUCCAUCUGAGUAGGCAGUGUGGGUCCAAUGUUUAAUGAUCAUAAUACUGGUUUGUUU
Messenger RNA from Brachypodium distachyon (stiff brome), 1500 nucleotides. RefSeq names its product transmembrane protein 120 homolog. The transcript is spliced from 10 exons. The record is from RefSeq and is a predicted model, not a curated record. Lineage: Eukaryota; Viridiplantae; Streptophyta; Magnoliopsida; Poales; Poaceae. Bases 93 to 1175 code for a protein of 360 amino acids. Gene Ontology annotation, cellular component: membrane.